GAGCAUGUCAUACUGCUUCGGUGUAAGUACAGCAACGACGAAACGAUGUGCUUAAUCGUGGCGUCGUUCGUAGAUUCGAAUUAGUUCUCUGCGCGUACAUGACCAGUUUAGUGAGCCACUCAUUGUUUUGAUUAGGUUUCUUGUUGGAAAGGUAACGCCCAACGAUCUCAGCAUAAUUUCUGCCAUCAGAAGUAGUGACUCAAUAUGAACGAGUACGACAGUGAAAGGCGUCUAGCGUACCUGUAUCCCCUUAUCGGUGCGUUAUCAUUUAUCUGCUGCAUAUCAACGGCCGUAGCAUGGCACCAUUGGCAGUACGUGCUAGACACUUGUGUUGAAACCAACUGCGGGUGCAUUCUGAAUGGCCUAUCGACGCCAACGUUCUUCACGGGAGGCCACAUUGCGUACUGCCAUUGGGCAACCUAUGGACUGGUUUUGCCCAUCAUCUUUUGCUUCAUUUUCGGCAUAUUUCACCUCUUUCGAGUAUGCUGUGGCAGACCGAGGGGACACACUUCUACGGCUACGGUCCGACAAAGAUCUGGCGAUGUAGUCGUUAUGACCACCAAGACCGACGUGACGGACGAUGAUGAUAUCAGCCCAUACUACUGGAUCCCGGUGAGCAUCAUUGGUAGCUUCAUGGCCCUGUUCACGUUGGUCCACGCGGCUAUGUACCUGGACGGAUUCCUCUACAGUUGCAAGCAGUAUCGCAACGAGUUGAUCAAGUAUAUGCAAGCCAGUGGACAAUUGGUGGCUGCCAUCCAGGGAAGACUGUCCUGUGCCUCGGUAUUCGACUUCAUGGACUAUCUCCAUCAGGACGUCUCGUGGGACAGACGCCGUGAGGGAAGAAUCAAUACAUCGGCCGCGCUCAUCAUUGGUAUCAUCUGCUCGUGGACUUGUAUUGCUCUUUGGAUCUGGACGGUGGUCAUUGCUGCCCAACGGGCUAGGGCUAGCCGUAGAGUUCGCGUCUGAAGUUACCAUGCACAACGAGUAUCAGCUUUCUCAUGAUGUUUGCCAUUUUUGAAUCGAUUAUAAAACACAGCACAACUGAGUAUUACUUAAGAACAUUACAAAUUUUAUAUGACAUAUGUGUUCAUUUUAAUUGGCCUACAAUUUGUCAGGGAAACAUGUGCCUUUCAAACGUUUUACAAAUCAAACAGAUAUUUUUUGCAAUUAUUAAAAGUUUACACACAUUCCUCAAUAGAUUGUCAUUUUAUCAACCUUAUGUUUACCAUCUAAUGACUAAGUUUUAGUUUUUAAGAGAAACAAAUAAAUAUAAGAUUUUA
Messenger RNA from Aedes albopictus (Asian tiger mosquito), 1280 nucleotides. RefSeq lists its product as uncharacterized. The record is from RefSeq and is a predicted model, not a curated record. Lineage: Eukaryota; Metazoa; Arthropoda; Insecta; Diptera; Culicidae. The coding region runs from base 205 to 966 and encodes 253 amino acids. The transcript has 3 exons.